GUCCGCCCAUCCGCUGGGUCCCAUUGCCGAUGGUGCACAUGAGUUGUCCGCCCGAACUGGGCCCUGGUGCUGUUUUCAGGCCGUAAAGGGCUCGGAUGUCUAAUCGCUGCAAGAUCCUGGCCACCACAUUCCCACUUCCGGACCAUGGUGGACAAAUAUCUGACGGUCGUCAAGACCGCGAUCUGACGGCUGAAAAGAAGCCCGUGCUAGGCGGGCGGGAACUGAGCGCCGUGGAACGCUGUCGAAGGCGUACUUCUGACAACCUUCGAUUCGAAUAUUUUGCGCCAGCGAAAAGCUCUACAGACCUUUUGGCGGUGUGAAACCGUGGAAACGGGGUGUUUCGGCGGUGAUGUGGCGAGCCUCAAACGCACCCUUGCAAACCUCCCGAUUACCACCUCCCCACCCCCACUGCCGGUACCCACGCGACAGCCUCUGCUUCUGUAGAGACGCAUAGGACAACAUACGACAAAAGCUCUCGGCGUGUAUUGGAGGCUACGGGCUGUGAACAUAACAUGUAUAACAUAAAUAACAUAUAGCCACCGUUUCGGUGCCGAGUUCGUUGGUUUCUAAUUGACUUGAUUGUAUUCUGUGGCUUAAUUAAUCGCCUCCAUCAGAUUCAUCACGAUGAGUAGCAUCGGGACUGGGUAUGAUCUAUCGGUUACAACAUUCUCUCCGGAUGGCCGCGUUUUCCAGACCGAGUAUGCGAUGAAGGCCGUUGAUAACAGCGGGACUGCGGUGGGGAUUCGCUGCAAGGAUGGGAUCGUAAUGGGAGUAGAAAAGCUUGUCAUCUCGAAGAUGCUGGUGGCGGGGUCUAAUCGACGAAUCCACUCUGUUGAUCGGCACGCUGGAAUGGCUAUGGCUGGUCUUGUGGCUGAUGGAAGACAGAUCGUGAACCGUGCAAGAGCGGAGGCUGCUAACUAUAAAAGUUUCUAUGGAGAUCAAAUUCCUGGCAAGAUUUUGUGUGAUCGGGUUGCAAGCUACACUCAUCUUUGUACGUUGUACUGGUGGAUCAGACCUUUUGGGGCAUCAGUGAUCCUCGGCUGCUAUGACAAGGAGGAACCGCAGCUGUGGAUGAUCGAGCCAUCGGGAGUCGCCUAUCGUUACUUCGGCACUGCUAUUGGAAAAGGUCGGCAAGCAGCAAAGACUGAGAUUGAGAAGCUGAAGUUGUCGGAGAUGACCUGCAGGGAAGGAGUGAUAGAGGUUGCCAAGAUCAUUUAUGGGGUUCACGAUGAGGCCAAGGAUAAAGCAUUUGAGUUGGAGAUGAGCUGGAUAUGUGAUGAAUCGAACAGGGAGCACCAGCUGGUGCCACGUGAGUUGUUAGCCCAGGCGGAGGCAGCUGCCAAGGCUGCACAGGAAGAGGAGGACAUGGAGGAUUGAUGGACGGAAAGCGGCUUUUGCUUAUCAUUGAGCUUUGCAGCAUUAUAGUUUUCUUGUCGUGUUCUUUCGUCUCGUCCUCCUCCUCUUCUUUUUCUCAAGUUCGUUUUACAGCUCUUUUUAGCAAUUCAAGCAGGAGUUUUGUUUUCCUUUUAGAAUAAGAACUUUGCCGCGUACGGGUUUCGCAAAUUUUCUCUUUUUUAAAGCUUUUUUCUCAUCGCCCCAAAUUUGCUGUUGUUAUCUGCUGCUGCUGCGGGUCGGUCUGUUUGUGUGUGUGUGUGUGGGGGGGGGGGGGCUCUAUGGUUACGAGUCUGAAAACGAAUCCAUUUUAGAGGGUCUUUUAAACAAUAGAGUAUUGAAUCAUUUUUUGUGUUUUGUUUUUGGAUGAAUCACAAGCUUCCGAGUUUCUCUUUUUUUCUCAUGGCCACAAAUUUGCUGUUGUUAUGUCUGCUGCUGUGCUUUUGUGUGGCUCUAUGUCUGUUAGUCUGGACUCUGGAAACGUUUCCAUUUCAGAGGGUGUUUGAAGUUUGAACGUUAGAGGGUGGGGAGGGGGGGGGCGGGUUGGCGUGAUGAGAUUGCGAUGAAUCAUGAAUCACAUUUUCAUUAUUUGGAUAUGCGUUUGGGUGCUGCACACCAUCCUUCGGCACCUCGAAUAUCAUUGUUGUUCAUUGGUGCACAAUUUCAUUGUUGAUGUUUUGUUACACGAGUGUUCUUGGUUGCACAUCGGCCUUUUCCGUCUUGUAGUUGCAACCUGCGAUUCUUCUGCAGGUAAACUGGGAUUUUUCUGCAGGUAAACUGGGAUUUUUCUGCAGGUAAACUGGGAUUUUUCUGCAGGUAAACUGUCUUGUUCGACCAAAAUAGCCGGGAAGCGGACCGGUGGAUUAAGGUGCCAAAAGACAAGCCGGUGUGUGCGGGAAAUGGAGUGUUUUUAACUGUUUUUGCUGGAUCCCCCAGCGUUUCGUGUCUGGUAGGCCCAGACUGCAACUGUGUGGAGCGUUAGCCGCCGUGUUGGUGAACAAAAUAUCUGGGAAACA
Molecule: messenger RNA, 2408 nt
Organism: Chara braunii
Lineage: Eukaryota; Viridiplantae; Streptophyta; Charophyceae; Charales; Characeae
Source: the annotation of a GenBank genome assembly